AUGGAGGAAGAAGAGCGGCCUAGGAAGAUCCAAAAGGUGGAUGUGACAGAGGCUCAUGAGUCCGAACCGCUCAUGACCGGCGCAAUUGAAAGCCCGCAAGACGAUUCCUCCAAACACAACGAUGCGACGCAUGAGAUCCCUGCUGCGACCACAGAGAAGGAGUCGGAAACUCCAACCCCUGGCCCAGAUGGGUCUGAACCUACCACACAGAAGUUAUCAAAGAGACAGAUGAGAAGGCAAGCGCGGCGGGAACAAUGGGAAGCGGAACGAGAGUCGCGCAAGGUCAUUCGCAGGCAAAGGGCUGCAGAUAAAAAAAACCGAAAACGCGCAGUCUGGGACGAAGCAAAUAAACAGGGCAAAAAUCCGUCAGAAGAGGUGCGAAAGCUGUUCCCAAAGAUCGAGCGACCCCGAAAGCCAACUAGACUUCCACUUACUCUGGUUAUCGAUUGUGGAUUCGAUGACCUUAUGAUGGAAAAAGAGAGAAUUUCCCUGGGCCAACAACUUACCCGAGCAUACUCGGAGAAUAACAAAUCACCAUAUAAUGCUCAUAUGGUCAUGUCAUCUUUCGAUAAAUUGUUGAAAGAGCGUUUCGAAACAGUCCUCAACAGUACCCAUGAGAGUUGGCGGGGAGUUCGCUUCUUAACAGAGGAUUGGUUUCAUGCUGCGAACCAGGCGGCCGAGUUAAUGCAAGGGCCGCAGGGUGGGGAAUUGGGUGGACCGUUCGCAGACAAAGCUGAUGCGAAACCGGAAGAUGGAGAAAUUGUAUACCUCUCCAGUGACAGCUCGGAAACACUGACCGAACUCAAACCGUACAGCACUUAUAUCAUCGGCGGCCUAGUGGACAAGAAUCGGCACAAGGGGAUCUGCCACAAGCGAGCAAUUGAGAUGGGCAUCAAAACCGCGAAGCUACCGAUUGGAAGUUAUAUUCAGAUGGCUUCGCGCCCGGUCUUAGCGACGAAUCAUGUCGUGGAAAUUAUGGUUCGCUGGCUACAAUUAGGGGACUGGGGAGAGGCAUUUAUGCAGACACUGCCGCCACGGAAAGGGGGUGUUUUGAGGAACAGUGAAAAAGAUCAGGGAGAUUCGACGCCACAUGAUGACAACGGCGAACCGUGUAGUGAGGAAGAAGCUGCGCCUGAGACAGUUGAAACUGCCGAAGCCAAUAGUAAUGACGCCGCUGAGAGUCACAACCAAGCUGAAUAA
Messenger RNA from Aspergillus puulaauensis, 1200 nucleotides. RefSeq names its product tRNA (guanine(9)-N(1))-methyltransferase (gene trm10). Gene Ontology annotation, cellular component: nucleus. Bases 1 to 1200 code for a protein of 399 amino acids. The record is from RefSeq and is a predicted model, not a curated record. The transcript has a single exon. Gene Ontology annotation, molecular function: tRNA binding. NCBI's taxonomy places the organism in Eukaryota, Fungi, Ascomycota, Eurotiomycetes, Eurotiales, Aspergillaceae. Gene Ontology annotation, biological process: tRNA N1-guanine methylation.